This is a messenger RNA of Periophthalmus magnuspinnatus, 1510 nucleotides long. Its product is annotated as 5-hydroxytryptamine receptor 3A-like. Gene Ontology annotation, cellular component: neuron projection; synapse; membrane. NCBI's taxonomy places the organism in Eukaryota, Metazoa, Chordata, Actinopteri, Gobiiformes, Gobiidae. The transcript has 10 exons. Gene Ontology annotation, biological process: chemical synaptic transmission; nervous system process; monoatomic ion transmembrane transport. The record is from RefSeq and is a predicted model, not a curated record. Gene Ontology annotation, molecular function: extracellular ligand-gated monoatomic ion channel activity; transmembrane signaling receptor activity; neurotransmitter receptor activity. Bases 143 to 1483 code for a protein of 446 amino acids.
AAUGGUGUUUCCUCUUAUCUGCAUAUGUGUAUUUGCUCACUGACUCAACCCAUGGACUGCACAGACAACACAAAAGAACCGCAAGAGGAUAUGAAGACAGCUGGUUUAAAAGCGACUGGGGAGAAGGAGGAGAGGUCCAGCCAUGGCUAUGCUCCGGAUCACAGCUCUACUGCUCCUACUUGGCCUGUGCCACUCGAACCCUCCUCGCUGCUCGUACUGGAAGCUCUGGGACUACCUGAACCUCACCACCAGCAACACUUUUGUGGCAAACGUCCGUCCAGUUCGGUCCUGGACAGAAAUUACAAAAGUCAAAAUUGAGAUGAUCCUGUACAGCAUUUUAUACGUGGAUGAGAAGUCUCAAACUGUUCAAGGACACACCUGGACCACUAUGCUUUGGUCCAAUGAGUUCGUGAACUGGAACUCUUCACAAUUCUGCGGCAUCGACGUCAUCACCGUCCCUCGCUCCCUGCUCUGGAUCCCCGACAUUCACAUCCAAGAGGACGCGUCAGACACCGGCAGUUCUUACGACAGUCCUUAUGUGAACCUGUAUCCGGACGGCUGGGCCAUGACCACGUCCAGGCAGCUCCUGACCUUCACCUGUCAGCUCGACCUCAACAUGUUCCCCUUCGACGACCAGAAAUGUGACAUCACCUUCUCCUCUAUGACUGCAAGCGCCGAGGCCAUACUUCUGAGCUCACAGGGCAACGGCACACAGCUGACCAACCAGUCCAAAGAGGUCAUCAUCACUCAGGGCGAAUGGGACCUGAAACACAUCCAGAUCAAGACCAUUUUGAGAACAAUGCCCGACAACAAGACGCAAAGUGCACUCGUCUACAGGGUCAGUCUGAACCGCAGACCCAUGCUGUAUGUUAUAAACUUCAUAAUUCCGCUCUUCUACUUCCUGCUUCUGGAUUUGGCGUCUUUCUUCAUAAACGAGGAGCGCGGAGAAAAGUUGAGUUUCAAAAUCACCAUCCUCCUCUCCAUCUCUGUGCUGCUGCUCAUUCUCAAAGAUAUGCUGCCCUCUACUGAGAAAACCAUGCCAUGGAUCGCGAAUUACUGCAUUGGGAUCUUCGCUCUGGUGGGCAUCAGCGUUCUGGAGGCCAUGACAAUAAGUUUCCUGCUCAGUUUUGAAGAAAAAGUCAAAAAGCAUCCAAAAUACUGUAGAGACUGUGAGGGCAGCAUUCAUCUGGAGAGAACCAACUCCAAAGACCCUCUUGUUCUGACUGUGGAAGGUAAACUGACAAAGGCCAGUCCUCCUCCAGUGAGCGGCACGACUGAGUCUAUUCUACUUCAUCAAAUUCUCUAUGAAAUCAAAUCCACGAAAGGGGAUCUGGAAUGUCCAAAAGGCGUGAAGACCAAACCCCGGUUUGGAAAGCUGGCUCAUUUCAUUGAUCAAGUUUUUUUCCUGUUAUACUUCCUGACAGUUUGCACCUUCCUUGUUUAUAUGUACGUGGUGUGGGCCAGACGCUAUUUUGAUAUGUAAUAAUAAUGCUUAACUUUUCUGGUAGGG